AGUUUUAAUCUCCGCGAACUGCACCGUGGGUCAUUCCAGGGUCACAGUUGCUCAAGGGCAGCAUGGUAAUAAUGUUGGCGCACGGCAGCGUCCUUAGAGAUCGGAGAGUGGAAACACGCGGAGUGAGCGAUCUUGCGCUUCCCUUUCCCCUCCGUCCCCUCGAAAUCUCUGGCGAAUGAAAGGCGCUUCCCGCAAUCGAAGGCUCGAGGAAUCCAUGGCUUCCAAAUCCUCCGAUUCUCUUAGGAAGGAGGAAGCCAGUGAUGCCCUAAUGGCUUUAUCAUCUCAAAUAGAACAAAUUAUAAGGCACAUUGAAGCUUGCAGGACUGCUUCUAUAAAACCAUUUAUGUUGUAGGACAAGAUUGCAUUCAAUACGGAAGCUUUAGCAGCCGAAACAGCCAAACUUAAUUCUCUGGCAGAGUCGAGGAAAGACCUUUGUUCAACUGAGCGGAAAGGAGCUAAGAACAUGCUUUCAGUUAGAAUGGAAGGUGCAAUUUGUAAAUUAAAAAAUUCAGAUUCUGGAACAGGAGAUGUAAAUACUCAAGAUUCGUCAUCCUCAACCAUAAUAUUUGGAAAUGGUAGUGAAGUAAAGAAUCUUGUUCGUCCCAUCAAACUUCCUUUUGUUGAGAAGAUUCCACCAUACACAUCAUGGAUAUUUUUAGAUAGAAACCAAAGAAUGGCUGAAGACCAAUCGGUUGUUGGGAGAAGACGAAUUUACUAUGAUCAAUGUAGCAGUGAAGCACUGAUAUGUAGUGAUAGUGAGGAAGAGGUAGCAGAACCUGAAGAAGAGAGGCAUGACUUCAAUGAAAGUGAAGAUGAUAUCCUGUGGAAGAUGCUGCAGGAGCAUGGGCCAACACAAGUGGUGCUAAAUGCUCUUAGCAAGUAUAUUAAAGCAACUGAUUCGGAAAUGAAGGCAAGAUAUGACUUACUGAAGGAGAAACAUGAGGAGAAACAUACUAAAAACAAUGAUACCGAUAUAGAGAGGAACAUAUUGUUGAACAAAAGCCUUGGAACUGCACUUGAUUCUUUUGAUAAUCUUUUUUGUCGUCGUUGCUUGGUUUUUGACUGUCGCUUGCAUGGAUGUUCCCAAGGACUUAUUAUUCCUAGUGAAAAGUUGCCAUUUUCUGGUGAACUUGAUGACGUUGGAACGCCUUGCAGCAACCAAUGUUACCUUUUGGGUGAGGAAAAUGUUCAAGUAUCUCUUGCUGGAUGUGAAGCUUCUUUGCAUGGAGAGAAAUCCAUGGAUCUUGAAGGAAAUGAUGGCACCUCUGUUUCCUCUCAAAGUGAUGGUGUCAUUGGCCUGUCUGCUCCUGUUGAAGAUAUUGGUGAAAACAUGGAAGUGAUGAAGCUGGUGAAGCAUGGAAAAAAGUCUAUGAGAAAAGAUGACCCAUCUGCAGAGGACUCCAUUAGUAAAAGACAAAAGACAAUUGCUGUUUUGGAUGGUCAAGUAUCACAAGAUAAAGCAAAGGAUACUACUUGUGGGUACGAUGAUUUUGUGGCAGCUGCUUCAGAUAGCAAGGGUCAUGAUGACUCAAUAGGUGCUUCUCCUACUACAUCCUCAUCCAAAAAAUGUGCAGAAAAGCAAUCUGAGUUGACAAAAGGCUCAUCUGAGGUGGAACAAUGCAGCCAUGGGUGGAACCUCAUUGAAAAGGAGCUGUACCUGAAAGGGCUGGAGAUAUUUGGUAAAAACAGUUGCCUUAUAGCAAGGAACUUGCUUUCUGGGUUAAAGACUUGCUUAGAAGUGUCCAAGUACAUGGUUGAUGAGGGAAGUGCUCUGCAUGUAACAUCCACCAUGCUGCCUAUUUCUUGCUUGGAGGAUGUUGAGAAGGUUGAGGCUGAUUACACGGAGCAAGAGGUUCCUUCUAGAACAAAAUUUUGGCGUAGAAGGGGUCGAUCACGUAAGUUAAAGUACACAUGGAAAUCGACUGGCCAUCCACUAAUUCGGAAGCGAAUAGCUGAUGGGAAACAACAAUCCUGCAAGCAAUACACUCCUUGUGGGUGUCAAUCAAUGUGUGGGAAGCAAUGUCCAUGUUUACAUAAUGGAACCUGUUGUGAGAAGUACUGUGGAUGCUCAAAGAGCUGUAAGAAUAGGUUUAGAGGAUGCCAUUGUGCUAAGAGUCAUUGCAGAAGCAGGCAGUGCCCUUGUUUUGCGGCUGGGCGUGAAUGCGAUCCAGAUGUUUGUCGGAAUUGUUGGGUCAGCUGUGGGGAUGGAGCAUUGGGCAGCCCACCAACAAGAGGGGACAACUAUCAGUGUGGGAAUAUGAAUUUACUACUCAAACAACAACAGAGGAUUCUACUGGCAAAAUCAGAUGUUGCAGGGUGGGGAGCCUUUCUGAAGAAUCCGGUCAAUAAAAAUGAUUAUCUGGGAGAAUACACAGGCGAGUUGAUAUCCCACAGGGAGGCAGAUAAGCGUGGCAAGAUAUAUGAUCGUGCAAACUCAUCCUUCCUUUUUGACUUGAAUGAUCAGUUUGUGCUAGAUGCAUAUCGCAAAGGCGACAAAUUAAAGUUUGCAAAUCAUUCGUCAAACCCAAAUUGCUAUGCAAAGGUGAUGAUGGUGGCUGGUGAUCAUAGGGUUGGUAUUUUUGCAAAGGAGCAUAUUGAUGCUGGAGAGGAGUUGUUCUACGAUUACCGUUAUGAACCUGACAGGGCACCUGACUGGGCACGGAAGCCUGAAGGCUUCAAUUCUAAGAAAGAUGAUGGCCCUACUUCUCAUGGACGUGCCAAGAAGGUCGCCUGACGGUGAGUGGAUUUUUGUUGAUUUAACAAGUUGUUGGGGUAGGGGAAGAACUUUCAGAGAGAGGGAGGAGGGUCCAAAUAUUUGUUAUUUGUAUAUUAUGUGUAUAUCUUCUGCCAGUAUAUAUUAUGUAUAUCGCAAUUAUAAAACCGGCCUGAAUUGAAGGGAAACUUCUGAUGUCCGGUAGUCCAGUGGUCUGGAGAAAAAGAAAAAAACGUGGGUUUGUUUGUGUU
Molecule: messenger RNA, 2964 nt
Organism: Nymphaea colorata (pocket water lily)
Lineage: Eukaryota; Viridiplantae; Streptophyta; Magnoliopsida; Nymphaeales; Nymphaeaceae
Product: histone-lysine N-methyltransferase EZ3
Exons: 19
Coding region: 464-2734 (756 amino acids)
Biological process (GO): chromatin remodeling
Cellular component (GO): PcG protein complex
Molecular function (GO): protein binding; histone methyltransferase activity
Source: RefSeq, a predicted model, not a curated record